Molecule: messenger RNA, 2947 nt
Organism: Amphibalanus amphitrite
Lineage: Eukaryota; Metazoa; Arthropoda; Thecostraca; Balanomorpha; Balanidae
Product: armadillo repeat-containing protein 2-like
Exons: 13
Coding region: 263-2947 (894 amino acids)
Biological process (GO): cilium organization
Source: RefSeq, a predicted model, not a curated record
UUGUCACGCAUCAUUGGUAUAACCUUUUUAAAAUGGUCUUAGCACAGAUUGAGCAAAAGCGUCCAAACCAUUUAACCACGGCAAUUGGUUUUGUACAUCGUACAUAACGUUCGCCAGUGAUAACUUCCAGCUCCUGACUUUUCGACGCAUGAUGGUAAAAUUUCAUUCGAUGCGUCAAUCCUCGCUGCGGCGAUAGGCACGUGCGUCUCCGGUCUGCUGUGACAGACAGCACGUUAUCCGACUGUCUGGGGCGCAGGAAUGCAUGGACUAUAGCGACUACUGCCGGCUGAGCAGCUCGGACGAAGAGGAUCAGCAGCAGCAGCAGCAGCAGCGACGGCGGCGGGGCCAGCAGCCGGCUGAUAUGACCGAGCUGAUGAGCGGACAGGCGUCAGCCGGCAGACAUGGCGGCCUGCCCGCCAACGGAGACCUGCCCUUCUACGCCCUGCCCAGGGCCAAAAAGACGUCUGCAGAAAUCAUACAUGAGGCUCGCGCGGCGCUCGGAGACGGUCGGGCCGUGGUCCGUACCGUGGACACGAGCCGUCCGUUCACGCCACGAGACCGCCAGAGGACGCUGUUCGGUACGGCCCAGACCUCACCCACGUCCGGCCGGCCCACCAGUGCCUUCAGCAUGAACAGCCUGAGUUUGAGUUUCGACACGAACGAUUCUCGGCCAGUGUCCGGAGUUCGUCUUCUACCACUCACCACCGGCCGGUGUUCAUUCGGAAAGAACGGCAACUCGCCGCGGCAGGAGUCGAUCGAGAACGUCACCUUUCCGGCACUGUCAGAUGCUGGCAGUAAGGGCAAUUACCACUUACCGGCUCUGACUGCGCACGACCGGGUCAGCCGGCGUCAGUUUCGGGCGGCCUCCCUCGACAAACUACCGGAGGAGGGUGAGGAGAUGUUAGCCGCGGCGCUCUCCAGCCGUAACGCGCACAGCGGGCCGCGGGAGCGCACCCGGCACCCGGUGGAGUGCGUGCCGCGGCCGGGGGUGGGCCACCCGCUGCCGGAGCUGGGCUCGGCGCCGCGGCCGGCCGACGUGCAGCCUCUCAGCGUGCAGCGCCAGAUCGUGGAGGCGCUGCGGCCGGCCGGCGAGCGGGCCGCGCGGCAGCCGCCGCCGCCCUCGGCCGGUCACCUACUACAGCUGGUGCUCUCCCAGCCGGAGGACGCCGGAGACCUGCACCUCAGCGACCUGGAGAGCAGCCAGAGGAUGACCAGCGGGCCGAGCACCGCGGCGCCCUCCUCCGCCGCCUCAGCCACCGUCACGCCAGCCGACAGCGAGCCGGAGGCCGAGUCCGCAGACGACUUUGGGUGGUCGCUGUUCAGGAAGAAACGCGGCAUCCCGGCCACCACGCGGCCGGCGGCGGGUCGCGCGGCGGACCGAAAAGCCGAUCGGCCGCGGCUAGGGGUGGCUGACGACGCGUUCACCAGCGAUCCGGCGGCUGUUUCGGCGGCCUCCGGGCCGAGCGGCGGAGGCGACGCGAUGGCGCGGCUGCACCCGGACGCGGCGCCGCUGCGGCGGCCGGUGGUGGCCCGCCGCGGCCGCAGCAGCUCACCGCGAGCUCCGGCCGAGCCACCCGAGGUGGCUGAGUACGCCGAGAGUCGGCCGAGCAGCGCGGUCAGUGGGACCGGGCCGGAGGAGGAGGAGCGGCCGCGCUCCCAGGAGCAGCAGAUCCUGGCACUGCUGGCGCGGCUCACGGAGAUGGCUGAUAAUGGUGCGGAUAACGCUGAGGUGCUGACAUCUGUUGUCGACCUGUAUCAACUGCUGGCUGAUACGAACCACCUGGGUCGAGGCUCCCAGCACCGGAUCGCCACUCUGAAGACGAUAUUCCGCUUUGUGGACCGUCAGCACCCGCGACUUUUGAUGCAAAUUUCUCGAACCAUUCUAGCGUUGCAAGUGAGUGGGAAGAACCUAACCAGCGUAUGCAAAUUGGUCUUCAAAGUCGCCCAGGACGAUGAAAAUGACGCUCUCUUUCUGGAGGGCAACUUUCUCGAACUGCUUCUGGAGAUUAUCGGACGCAGCAGCCCCCUGGACGACGGAGAGGCGUGUGUCUACAGUUACGGCGCACUCAAGUUUCUGACGAUGAAUCCGGCGCUGGUAACGCGACUCAUGAGUCUGGGCAUCCUAGACCUGGUGGUGCUUCAUCUGAAACUCAUCACCACAAAGAAGCUGGAGAGUAAGCGCGUCUCGGAGCAGACCGGACACGCACUGUACCAGCUCACCGGGGUGCUGCGAAACCUGGCCAAUGUGGACUCGACGCUGCCGCGGCUGGUGAGCUCCGGCGCCACGGCGCAGAUCUCCGGAGUGCUGGCUCUCUUCAGCGCCGACAUGGACGUCAUCUCCAACGUGGCCAGGAUCCUCAGCAUUAUUUCCACACACGACGAAUGCUGCGAGCAGCUGGUGGAGAGCGACCUCAGCUUCCGAGCCUGCAUCAAGGUGCUGAAGAAGUACCCCGGCGCCAACAACAUCGUGGUGCGGAUGGGCUACGCGCUCGGCAACCUCAUGGCCCGGUCAGAGUCUGCUAGAGUCAAGUUCUUCAGGGAGCCGGAGGCGUUGGAAACCCUGCUGAACCUGCUGGAUAUGUACUCCCGACGGACGGCCAGCAGCAGCAACAACAACGGCACGGUCAGCUCGGAGGCAGGGGAGGCCGGCGACUCGGCCGCCAACGACCCCGGCGCGCUCAGCGGCACGCCAGAGGACGUCAUUGUCAAGUUGAUCCGUGUGGUGGCCAACAUGGUCAUCAACCAGGAGGUGGGCUCCGAGGUGUCCUCGUCCCCGGCCUGCCUCAAGGUGUUGCUUGGCGUGCUGCGAACCCACAGCGUCGAGGAGCAUGAGGAGCUCGUGCUGUCCUCUCUGUCUAUGCUCAACAACCUGACCUUCUAUGCCAGCGAGGAGAGCGUCGUUUUCGAACGUCAGGCGGAGGUAACGCACUGUAAGUAUGCCCGAUAA